UUCAGCAUGCUCAUCAUGUGCACCAUCCUGACCAACUGCGUGUUCAUGGCCCAGCACGACCCUCCGCCCUGGACCAAGUAUGUCGAGUACACCUUCACUGCCAUUUACACCUUUGAGUCUCUGGUCAAGAUACUGGCCCGAGGCUUCUGCCUGCACGAGUUCACCUUCCUUCGGGACCCGUGGAACUGGCUGGACUUCAGCGUGAUUAUCAUGGCGUAUGUAUCAGAAAAUAUAAAGCUAGGCAAUUUGUCGGCUCUUCGAACUUUCAGAGUCCUGAGAGCUCUAAAAACUAUUUCAGUCAUCCCAGGCCUGAAGACCAUUGUGGGGGCGCUGAUCCAGUCCGUGAAGAAGCUGGCCGAUGUGAUGGUCCUCACCGUCUUCUGCCUCAGCGUCUUCGCCCUCAUCGGCCUGCAGCUCUUCAUGGGCAACCUGAGGCACAAGUGCGUGCGCAACUUCACGGAGCUCAACGACACCAAUGGCUCCGUGGAGGCCGGCGGCCAGGUCUGGGACUCGCUGGACCUCUACCUCAACGAUCCAGAAAAUUACAUGCUCAAGAACGGCACCAGCGACGUGUUACUGUGUGGGAACAGCUCUGACGCCGGGACGUGUCCCGAGGGCUACCGGUGCCUGAAGGCAGGCGAGAACCCCGACCACGGCUACACCAGCUUCGACUCCUUCGCCUGGGCCUUCCUGGCGCUCUUCCGCCUGAUGACGCAGGACUGCUGGGAGCGCCUCUACCAGCAGACCCUUAGGUCCGCAGGGAAGAUCUACAUGAUCUUCUUCAUGCUUGUCAUCUUCCUGGGCUCCUUCUACCUGGUGAACCUGAUCCUGGCUGUGGUCGCCAUGGCCUACGAGGAGCAAAACCAAGCCACCAUCGCUGAGACGGAGGAGAAGGAAAAACGAUUCCAGGAGGCCAUGGAGAUGCUCAAGAAAGAGCAGGAGGCCCUCACCAUCAGGGGUGUGGACAGCGUGUCCCGCAGCUCCUUGGAGAUGUCUCCUCUGCCCCCAGUCACCGCCCACGAGAAAAGGAGCAAGAGGGGAAAACGAUUGUCUUCGGGGACGGAGGAGUGUGGGGAUGACAGGCUUCCCAAGUCGGACUCGGAGGAUGGCCCCAGAGCAAUGAACCACCUCGGCAUCACCCAGGGCCUCAACAGGACCUCCGUGAAGUCAUACUCCAGGCGAGGGAGCAUUUUCACCUUUCGCCGGCGAGAUACGGGGUCGGAGACAGAUUUUGCCGAUGAUGAAAACAGCACGGCGGGGGACAGCGAGAGCCACCGCACGUCACUGCUGGUGCCCUGGUCCCUGCGCCGGCCUAGUGCCCAGGCACAGCCCAGUCCCGGGACCUCAGCUCCCGGCCACGCCCUCAAUGGCAAAAGGAACAGCACCAUCGAUUGCAAUGGGGUGGUCUCCUUGCUGGGGGCAGGCGACCCUGAGGCCACCUCCCCAGGGAGCCACCUCCUCCGCCCCAUGAUGCUGGAGCGCCCCCCAGACACGACCACUCCGUCGGAGGAGCCAGGCAAACCCCAGAUGCUGACCCCCCCGGCUCCGUGCAUGGAUGGCUUCGAGGGGCCCGGAGAGCGGCAGCGGGCCCUCAGCGCAGUCAGCGUCCUCACCAGCGCUCUGGAAGAGCUGGAGGAGUCUCACCGCAAGUGCCCGCCGUGCUGGAACCACUUCGCCGAGCGCUACCUGAUCUGGGAUUGCUGCCCCCUGUGGAUGUCCAUCAAGCAGAAAGUGAAGUUCAUGGUCAUGGACCCCUUCGCCGACCUCACCAUCACCAUGUGCAUCGUGCUGAACACGCUCUUCAUGGCCCUGGAGCACUACAACAUGACGACGGAAUUCGAGGAGAUGCUGCAGGUCGGAAACCUGGUCUUCACCGGGAUCUUCACCGCAGAGAUGACCUUCAAGAUCAUCGCUCUCGACCCCUACUACUACUUCCAGCAGGGCUGGAACAUCUUUGACAGCAUCAUCGUCAUCCUCAGCCUCAUGGAGCUGGGCCUGUCCCGCAUGGGCAACCUGUCGGUGCUGCGCUCCUUCCGCCUGCUGCGGGUCUUCAAGCUGGCCAAAUCAUGGCCCACGCUGAACACACUCAUCAAGAUCAUCGGCAACUCGGUGGGGGCCCUGGGGAACCUGACGCUGGUGCUGGCCAUCAUCGUGUUCAUCUUCGCCGUGGUGGGCAUGCAGCUCUUCGGCAAAAACUACUCAGAGCUGAGGCACCGCAUCAGCGACCCAGGCCUGCUGCCCCGCUGGCACAUGAUGGACUUCUUCCAUGCCUUUCUCAUCAUCUUCCGCAUCCUCUGUGGCGAGUGGAUCGAGACCAUGUGGGACUGCAUGGAGGUGUCUGGGCAGUCACUGUGCCUGCUGGUCUUCUUGCUUGUGAUGGUCAUUGGCAACCUUGUGGUCCUGAACCUCUUCCUGGCUCUGCUGCUCAGCUCCUUCAGCGCAGACAACCUCACGGCCCCGGACGAGGACGGGGAGAUGAACAACCUGCAGCUGGCCCUGGCCCGGAUCCAGCGCGGCCUGCGCUUCCUCAAGCGGACCACCUGGGACUUCUGCUGUGGGCUCCUGCAGCGGCGGCCCCCGAAGCCGGCCCUGGCCCCCCGCGGCCAGCUGCCCAGCUGCAUUGCCACCUCCAGCUCCCCGCCACCCGCAGAGACAGAGAAGGCGCCUCCGGCCCGCAAGGAGACCCGGUUCGAGGAAGGCCAGCGGCCAGGCCAGGGCCCCCCGGGGGAUCCGGAGCCCGUGUGCGUGCCCAUUGCCGUGGCUGAGUCAGACACGGAUGACCAAGAGGAGGACGAGGAGAAUAGCCUGGGCACCGAGGAGGAGUCCAGCAAGCAGACCCACGAGGACAGUUACUCCGAGGGGAGCACAGCAGACAUGACCAUCACCGCUGACCUCCUGGAGCAGACCCCUGACCUCGGCGAGGACGUCAAGGACCCGGAGGACUGCUUCACCGAAGGCUGUGUCCGGCGCUGUCCCUGCUGCACUGUGGACACCACGCAGGCCCCAGGGAAGGUCUGGUGGCGACUGCGCAAGACCUGCUACCACAUCGUGGAGCACAGCUGGUUCGAGACCUUCAUCAUCUUCAUGAUCCUGCUCAGCAGUGGAGCUCUGGCCUUCGAGGACAUCUACCUGGAGGAGCGGAAGACCAUCAAGGUUCUGCUCGAAUACGCCGACAAGAUGUUCACCUACGUCUUCGUGCUGGAGAUGCUGCUCAAAUGGGUGGCCUACGGCUUCAAGAAGUACUUCACCAACGCCUGGUGCUGGCUCGACUUCCUCAUCGUGGACGUCUCGCUGAUCAGCCUGGUGGCCAACACCCUGGGCUUCUCGGAGAUGGGCCCCAUCAAGUCGCUGCGGACAUUGCGGGCGCUCCGGCCCCUGCGAGCCCUGUCCCGGUUCGAGGGCAUGAGGGUGGUGGUCAAUGCCCUGGUGGGCGCCAUCCCGUCCAUCAUGAACGUCCUCCUCGUCUGCCUCAUCUUCUGGCUCAUCUUCAGCAUCAUGGGCGUGAACCUCUUCGCGGGGAAGUUCGGGAGGUGCAUCAACCAGACGGAGGGGGACAUGCCUUUAAACUACACCCUCGUGAACAACAAGAGUGACUGUGAGUCGUUCAACAUGACCGGCGAGUUGUACUGGACCAAGGUGAAAGUCAACUUUGACAACGUGGGGGCUGGGUACCUGGCCCUGCUGCAGGUGGCAACAUUUAAAGGCUGGAUGGACAUUAUGUACGCGGCUGUGGACUCCAGGGGGUAUGAAGAGCAGCCCCAGUGGGAAUACAACCUCUACAUGUACAUCUACUUUGUUGUGUUCAUCAUCUUCGGGUCCUUCUUCACCCUGAACCUCUUCAUCGGCGUCAUCAUUGACAACUUCAACCAACAGAAGAAAAAGUUAGGGGGCCAGGACAUCUUCAUGACAGAGGAGCAGAAGAAGUACUACAACGCCAUGAAGAAGCUGGGCUCCAAGAAGCCCCAGAAGCCCAUCCCCCGGCCUCUGAACAAGUACCAGGGCUUCGUAUUCGACAUUGUGACCAAGCAGGCCUUUGACGUCACCAUCAUGUUUCUCAUCUGCUUGAACAUGGUGACCAUGAUGGUGGAGACAGAUGACCAGAGCUUGGAGAAGAUCAACAUCUUGGGGAAGAUCAACCUGCUCUUCGUCGUCAUCUUCACGGGCGAGUGUAUCAUCAAGAUGGGUGCCCUGCGGCACUAUUACUUCACCAACAGCUGGAACAUCUUCGACUUCGUGGUUGUCAUCCUCUCCAUUGUGGGCACUGUGCUCUCGGACAUCAUCCAGAAGUACUUCUUCUCCCCAACACUCUUCCGAGUCAUCCGCCUGGCCCGAAUCGGCCGCAUCCUCAGGCUGAUCCGCGGGGCCAAGGGGAUCCGCACGCUGCUCUUUGCCCUCAUGAUGUCCCUGCCUGCCCUCUUCAACAUCGGGCUGCUGCUCUUCCUCGUCAUGUUCAUCUACUCCAUCUUCGGCAUGGCCAACUUCGCUUACGUCAAGUGGGAGGCUGGCAUCGACGACAUGUUCAACUUCCAGACCUUCGCCAACAGCAUGCUGUGCCUCUUCCAGAUCACCACGUCGGCUGGCUGGGAUGGUCUCCUCAACCCCAUCCUCAACACGGGGCCCCCCUACUGCGACCCCAAUCUGCCCAACAGCAAUGGCUCCCGGGGGAACUGUGGGAGCCCAGCCGUGGGCAUCCUCUUCUUCACCACCUACAUCAUCAUCUCCUUCCUCAUCGUGGUCAACAUGUACAUCGCCAUCAUCCUGGAGAACUUCAGCGUGGCCACAGAGGAGAGCACCGAGCCCCUGAGCGAGGACGACUUUGACAUGUUCUAUGAGAUCUGGGAGAAGUUCGACCCGGAGGCCACCCAGUUCAUUGAGUACACGGCCCUGUCCGACUUUGCCGACGCCCUGUCUGAGCCGCUGCGUAUCGCCAAGCCCAACCAGAUCAGCCUGAUCAAUAUGGACCUGCCCAUGGUGAGUGGGGACCGUAUCCACUGCAUGGACAUCCUCUUUGCCUUCACUAAGAGGGUCCUGGGGGAGUCCGGGGAGAUGGACGCCCUGAAGAUCCAGAUGGAGGAGAAGUUUAUGGCGGCCAACCCAUCCAAGAUCUCCUACGAGCCCAUCACCACCACGCUCCGGCGCAAGCACGAGGAGGUGUCGGCCACCAUCAUCCAGCGGGCCUUCCGGAGGCACCUGCUGCAGCGCUCCAUGAAACAAGCCUCCUUCCUCUUCCGCCAGCAGGCGGGCAGCAGCGGCCUCUCCGAGGAGGAUGCCCCUGAGCAAGAGGGCCUCAUCGCCUACAAGAUGAAUGAGAACUUCUCCCAGCGCCUUGGCCCGCCCUCCAGCUCCUCCAUCUCUUCCACAUCCUUCCCCCCUUCCUAUGACAGUGUCACCAGGGCCACCAGUGACAACCUCCAGGUGCGGGUGUCUGACUACAGCCGCAGUGAAGAUCUCGCGGACUUCCCCGCAUCCUCAGACAGGGACCGAGAGUCUAUGGUGUGAGCCUCGCCCAGGCUGGCCAAGACACCCCGAAAGGCAGCCUGUUGCCUCGAGGCAAACCCAUGUGCAGCCAGAAGCCAGCACCUGCAGGGCCUUCUUUGUUUGGGGCUUCAGGAGUGAGAGAUGAGCCUCAGCCCCGUGGGUCGACAAGGCAGAGUUCUAUGGCACCCGCGUUGAUGGCCGGGAGCAGUUGGCCAUGCCCACCACUUGGGGCGGCCUGUCCCUGGAGACCCCCACUCAUACCAGUGGCCUGGUCUGGUCAGGCAACACCCUGGGGCUCUAAAAAGCAACCCCACCCCAGCUGCUGCGGCAAAAUAGAAAACGAAGACUGUAUAUGUUGUGAAUGGCUUUCAUAAAUUUAUUAUAUUUGAUAUUUUUUUACUUGAGCGAAGAACUAACGUUUUUUUCCGUGGACCUGGGCAGCAACUCACACUGCU
Messenger RNA from Myotis lucifugus (little brown bat), 5933 nucleotides. RefSeq names its product sodium voltage-gated channel alpha subunit 5 (gene SCN5A). The record is from RefSeq and is a predicted model, not a curated record. Bases 7 to 5499 code for a protein of 1830 amino acids. The transcript is spliced from 24 exons. Gene Ontology annotation, cellular component: axon; plasma membrane; voltage-gated sodium channel complex. Gene Ontology annotation, biological process: sodium ion transmembrane transport; membrane depolarization during action potential; regulation of heart rate. Lineage: Eukaryota; Metazoa; Chordata; Mammalia; Chiroptera; Vespertilionidae. Gene Ontology annotation, molecular function: voltage-gated sodium channel activity involved in cardiac muscle cell action potential.